This is a messenger RNA of Cajanus cajan (pigeon pea), 713 nucleotides long. RefSeq lists its product as uncharacterized. NCBI's taxonomy places the organism in Eukaryota, Viridiplantae, Streptophyta, Magnoliopsida, Fabales, Fabaceae. The record is from RefSeq and is a predicted model, not a curated record. Gene Ontology annotation, molecular function: sterol binding. Gene Ontology annotation, biological process: sterol transport.
UCCACCUAGCUAACCAUGGCGGCUCGCUCUGCUUCCACUCUCUUCUUCCUUUUAUGCCUAUCAAUAUCAUCCAUCACUUUCCUACUUUCGUCUGUUCAUGCUCAAGCUCAAUCUCACACUUUCAAUUACUGUGAUGGGAAUGCAGACUAUGAUGUGAAGGUGAGUGGAGUGGAAAUAUUACCUGACCCUGUCGAGAGAGGAGUGCCCUUCACCUUUAAGAUCCCAGCUUAUACUCCUGAACCAAUUCAAAGUGGCGACUUAGUAUAUGAAAUUUCAUAUGCUGGAAUAGAAGGGGCACCUGCUACAUUUCUCCAUGAUCUCUGUGAGGAAGCACACUGUCCGGUUCCUGCAGGCAACUUUGUGCUCGUCCACACCGAAUUAUUGCCUCCAGUUACCCCACCGGGGACCUAUAAUGUGAAGCUGACAUUUAAGGAUCAUAAGGAGAAGCUGUUAACUUGCAUCGUGUUUCCCUUCAAAAUCGGUGCUAAAUCUUCUGUCUCUGCUAUCUAACUAAAACUCUCCAGCUUGCGCUAAGCUGCUCUUAGAUGCUACUACCUCAACUUUGAGUCAUUUUGUUGUUUACGGUCUAGUUUAGUACUUUUCAUGUGAACUAGUGAAGUGCCUUGCUGUGUUGUUUAACAUUCCGUCUUCAAUAAAUUUCGACAUUUAAAAGUCCUAAUAGCCAGUGCCACAAGAACAAAUUUAAUGUGAAA